Molecule: messenger RNA, 731 nt
Organism: Soboliphyme baturini
Lineage: Eukaryota; Metazoa; Nematoda; Enoplea; Dioctophymatida; Soboliphymatidae
Source: the annotation of a GenBank genome assembly
GACAGUGGUUGCAUAGGACCGAAGAAAAGAUACGUAUCCUGUAACAUUGAGCCGUGUCCUGGAGAUACCAACUUCAGGGCGGAACAGUGCGCAAAGUUCAACGAUAAGCCCCUUGAAGGAAACAAGUCACUAACUCGCCGAGCUUCGUGGAAGCCUCACCUCUGUAGUACGGUUUACCGUUUUGUAGCGCCUAACAAAUGCGAACUGUCUUGCAUCCCUGAGGGAGAAAACUUCUACUACAAAUGGGCGGACAAGGUCAUAGAUGGAACCAAGUGCGACGCACUUUCGAACGAUAUUUGUGUUGAGGGCUACUGUCUGCCCCUCGGCUGCAACAAUAUGCUUGGCUCAUCAGCGAAGGAGGAUAAAUGUCGGGUGUGCGAUGGUGACGGCUCGACCUGCAAGACGCUGGAAGGCUUCUUCGACGAAAGCCAGCUUGAGCCGGGCUACCAUGACAUAAUCACUUUUCCUCCGGGUGCAACGUCGAUUUUGGUCAAGGAGCGAAAGCCAACGAACAACUAUUUAGGCACGGGACUUUCAUUAAGAAACGAAAGUGGUCAGUACUUUCUAAACGGAAACUGGAAGAUCGACUUUCCACAAAGCGUCGAUAUCGCCGGCACCACGUUCGAAUACGAAAGAAUAAAAAAUGGUAGAGUCGCUUUCGAAAGCCUUUACGCUAAAGGUCCAAUCAAAGAACCGGUCACCGUUGUGGUAAGGGUUAUUUUAAGGUAGUC